AUGCUGAACGGGGGGUCCGAAGGUGAAACGGCGGUAGCGGCAGGCACCCAAGCCCCCUACCCCUUGGUGAAGCGCGACGACUACGUCCGUCUUCUUAUCCAGGCCCUAUGCGACCUGGGCUUAAAGCAAAGCGCAGACAUGGUGGCCAAGGAGUCGCGCUUGCCUCUGCACUCGGAUGCGGUGGUCAAGUUUUGCGAAGGCAUCCUCCGCGGUGAAUGGAAGGCUGUGGAGGCCCUGCUCACCGAACUGCACGUCGAUGAAGACGACAUCCCCAGCGUCCUUUUUCUGAUCUACGAGCAGAAGUAUCUGGAGCUGCUUGAGCAAGGGCGGGCGAUGGAAGCCCUGGAGUGCCUGCGAAAGGAGCUGGCACCCCUCCGCCAGGACUUUGUGCGCGUCCAUAGACUUAGCAGUUUGAUGAUGCUGACCGAUGCCAAUGAACUGAAGCAACGAGCCAAUUGGGACGGCGUGCACGGAUCAUCGCGCGCCAAGCUACUCGAAAAGCUCAGGAGAUACAUUCCCUCAAGCACGCUUCUUCCGCCCCGAAGGCUCGAGACAUUGGUUCUUCAAGCGCUGGAGUUCCAGAAGUCGCAUUGUAUGUUCCAUAACACGCAGGACGAAUCGAUGUCCCUCUUAGAGGAUCAUGCCUGCACCCUGGACCGCCUGCCGCGUCACCCCAAGCACGUGCUUACCGCGCACACGGACGAGGUUUGGUUUGUGCAGUUUUCCCACAACGGCAAAUUCCUGGCAUCAGCCUCGCGGGACAAGUCUGCAAUCAUCUGGAACGUUCAAGACGGGUUGGUGGAGCCUCUCCAUUUUUUGACCGGUCACAGCAAGGAAACGUCGUUUCUGUCGUGGAGUCCCACCGACGAGUACCUCAUCACCGCGGGAGGGGACAACGUGGUGCGGUUGUGGAAUACUCAAACUGAUUGCGCCAAGCACACGAACGCCGUGACGACGCUGGCGUGGAUGCCCGACGGGAAGCAUUUUGUGUCGGGCGGUUUGGACAAGAAGAUCUACAUGUGGGAUCUGGAGGGCCAGGACGUACACAUGUGGGACUUUGCCCGCUCGCAAAUCAACGACUUGGUGGUCUCCCCCAACGGGCAGUGGCUCAUCGUGAUCACCCAGGAGAAAAGGAUACGUCUCUACGACAUUCAGAAGGGAGAAAAGGAGAGCCUCGAGGAGAUGGACGCCAUCACAUCUCUUUCGAUAUCCGACGAUAGUCGAUACCUGCUCGUGAAUGUCGCCUCGCAGGAGGUCCACCUGUGGGACCUCGACUCGCGAACGCUGGUCCAAAAGUAUAGUGGACACAAGCAGAGCCGCUUCGUCAUUCGGUCGUGCUUCGGCGGCGUCGACCAGGGCUUCGUAGUGUCCGGCAGCGAGGACAACAACGUGUACAUCUGGAACCGGGAGCACGGCACGCUGCUGGACUCGCUCACCGGCCACACGGCGACGGUCAACUCCGUGACGUGGAACCCCAAGAACCCGCACCAGCUCGCCGCCGCCUCCGAUGACCACACGAUCAGAAUCUGGGAGUCGGAGCACGCCGGAGCGCAGCGGCACGGAACGAAGAGGAAGACCCGCGCGCACGAGGAGAACGGCGGCAUCGGGCCGGAGGGCGAGAAGAAUGGGAUCGAGAACGGCAACAACGGAGUUCACGCCCACGCCCAGGGUCACCAGGCCAAAGAGAAGGAGAAGGCCGAUGAAGAUGAGGAAGAAGACGACGGUGGUGGAGACCGCGACGGGGUGACGGCCAUGAACAUCGCGCAGGACGAGGACAGCAGCAAGCCUCACGACUGA
Molecule: messenger RNA, 1797 nt
Organism: Acanthamoeba castellanii str. Neff
Lineage: Eukaryota; Discosea; Longamoebia; Acanthamoebidae
Exons: 11
Coding region: 1-1797 (598 amino acids)
Molecular function (GO): protein binding
Source: RefSeq, a predicted model, not a curated record